AUGUGCAGUAGUCUGCUACAGUUCAUCCAGGCACAAGGGAAUUAUGCCAAUAGUGUCAGCAUCGAUGCAUCCAACGGCUAUGGAUUUACAGUCCAAUACUUUGACAAUUACAAAGUAGUCGAGAACCUCAUUACAAAUCAAAAGUAUGCUUUGGUGUGCUGCAACCAGUCAUUGGCCAAUUUCACCUCUUCUGGAUAUCAUGCUGUUGUGAAUACUCCCCUGACAAAUGUUGGCAUUGAUACUGAAUUAGAUAGCCUUCCAUUCUUUGAGUUGUUGAAUCUCAGUACUGUGGUGAAGUCAGCAAGCCCAAGUGCUAAUAUCACUUCUCCCUGCUUUGCCGGUGUCUCUGACGGACCAAAUUCAACUACCACUACUGUUAUCGAUGCCAUCUUUACAGCGCAAGCCAACAAUGCUGCUUUGGGUACCAAACCUCAAUACAUUAGUGUUUCUGCAGGCAGUGAAACACUCUCACCAGUUCAGCAAUCAGCUUGGAUUAUCUACAUUGCACAAUUCUUUGAGGUUGAACAAAAGGGGUUGGGUAUCUACAACAAGAUUGCAACAAAUUAUGAAUGCCACAAAUCAAAUUUGGCUCAUUCUGGAAGUAAAAACAUUGCCUGGACUAUGUAUGAUGCUGUGAAUAAGGCCUGGACUCUUCGCUAUGAUAACUAUACAAGCUCAUUGAUUCAAGAUGCCGGCAUGAAUUUGGUUGGCGAAAACAACAAGACAACCACAUUCUCCAACUUGACCCUUUUCCACAGUGCUCUUGAAGAGGCAGAGUUUAUCAUUGAUGAUUCUGCUGCUGCGAAUUUCAAGACUGAUUUUGCCUACGGAGACUGGCUCUCUGCUGGUGGAUUGAGCCCCAAUACCAAUUCUUAUGCAUUCUUGACAAACCAAAAUGUCUUUCGCACUGACAAGUUGAUCAGUAAAACUGGAUUCUCAGAUUGGCCCAUUCGCCAUGCCGCAAGAGCUGAUCUUGCCAUUGCUGAUGUCAUUCAUAUGGUAUACAACACCUAUGAACCCGAUUACGAAAUGACAUGGCUUCGUGCCUUUGCUCAAAUGGGUAAAUCUGGAUUUAUCUCCAACGCAACAUAUCCUAGCUGCACAAAUCCAGCUGAAAGACUCGCACUUGAUAUCUGUACAUUGGAUGCCUUCAAGCCCAACUCCACUGUUGAUGGAACUCCCCAUAAAUCAUCCAACCCAAACAUUGAAUCUGGCCUUUCAACUGGAGGUAAAGUAGGUGUAGCUAUUGGUGUCAUUGUGGGUGUGGUUGCUGUUUCCGUCAUUAGUGUAUUUGGUUACAGAAAGUACAAGUAUUCCGCCAAACCCCAAGAGGGUACAUUCUACAGAAUGAAUGAUGUUGCCUAA
This is a messenger RNA of Mucor velutinosus, 1365 nucleotides long. Its product is annotated as 40S ribosomal protein S17.e.B. The transcript has 5 exons. Bases 1 to 1365 code for a protein of 454 amino acids. The record is from RefSeq and is a predicted model, not a curated record. NCBI's taxonomy places the organism in Eukaryota, Fungi, Mucoromycota, Mucoromycetes, Mucorales, Mucoraceae.